UCACCAAGGUCCUCGGUGUGUAAACAUCCGUAAACAGCAGUCUGUAAGAGUGACUGAAAUCUAGUGAAAUGACUCACAUUUCAGUUGCGCAAAACCAGGCAACGGAGAGGAGACGCCGAGCAACCAAAACACAAAUAUGGUCAAACAAGUGGUAACGACAAUAUGUUUUGUUCUUUUUCACCUCGUUAUAAGUUACUGGGCGUUUAUGUCCUCAUGCAGCCUCCACUCAUCCACAAAACCCAGCAUACCAGCGAUCGCCAGGUAUUUUGGCACCAAGGGUCGCUAUGAGGACGUUAACUCGUGGUUAAUCGACGACAUUUUAGCCAUAAACAAAUCCCUCGUAACGCUGCCUUCCCCGAAAUGUAGCGAGAUUCAUUUAACAGCUAUAAUCAGGCACGGGACGAGGUUCCCGACCACCAAAAACAUCCAGAAGAUGCGGGAAUUUUACGAUUUGGUGAAGCUUAACGCGACGGACGACUUAACCUGUUUGUCAGAAAUCAAGUCUCAGUGGAAGAUGUGGUACACGGAUGAGAUGGACGGCAGACUGGUGGAAAAGGGCCGUGAGGAUCACAAGCACCUGGCGCAGAGACUUAUCAAAUGGUUCCCCUCUUUGCUGAAUGGGGAAAAUGUGCAUGGUAAACGCGUGAAACUGAUUACCAGCUCCAAGCACAGGUGUGUGAACAGUACCAUCGCUUUCAGAGAGGGACUAAUGACAGGACUCAAAAUAGCAGUUGAAUUGGAGCCUGAAUUGAAUGACGCUUUAAUGCGUUACUUUGACCAGUGUGAGCGGUUUGUAAAAGAAGUGGAGAACAACAAGAGUGCCUUGGAAGAAGUGAAGCAUUUUAAUGAAGGCCCCGAGAUGAAGAGAGUGAUGGAGAAAAUGGCUGACAGGCUGGAUGUCCCGUACUCCAGCAUCAAUGAUGAUUCAGUGGAAGCAGCGUUUUACCUGUGUGCAUAUGAAUUUGCCAUUCUCAGUGUGAACUCACCCUGGUGCCAACUCUUUGAUGAAGUAGAUGCACAGGUGAUGGAGUACUCCAAUGACCUAAAACAGUACUGGAAACGAAGCUACGGACAUGACAUAAACAGCAAGUCCAGCUGCAUCCUCUUCCAUGAUCUUUUCUAUCGACUUGACCGGGUUGUUGACCAGAUAAACUCAGAUGUUCCAGUAACAGAGGCUGUAACAGUGCAGGUUGGUCACGCUGAGACUCUGAUCCCUCUCCUCACCCUGCUGGAUCUGUUCAAGGAUGACGUUCCUCUCAGCUCGACUAACUUUAAUACUCAGCAGAACAGAGUAUUUCGAAGUGGCCGCAUCACGCCAUACGCUGCCAACCUGCUGGUGGUGCUGUAUAGAUGUCCAGAGGGGAUCCGAAUGGGAGUGCGACUCAAUGAGAAAUCUUUGACCUUACCUGGACUCAGCGAGCCCGUGCCCAUGUAUGAGGAUGUUAAGAAACACUACAGCUCUCUGCUGGGAGGUUGUGACCAAGAGACUGUGUGUAAAAUUAACAGUUCAUGAACAUAAAACAGCAACACAACUCACUAAGGCCAGCUCACUGACACUUUCAUAGAAGCAAGAACUGUCUAAAAGAAAACUAAUUUGACUGAUGACAGAAACUAAAAUUUACUAUAACUUUUAGAAAUGUUAAAGCUAAUUUUAUCAGUAUUGCUUGCCUAUGGAAUGGACUGUAUUUGUGGACUUAGCAACCAAUUUUGACACUUCUAAUGCAAAAUAUAUCAGCACUUUAGUAAAGGUAUUUACGAUUUUAGAUAUUUUACAUUUUAUUUUAUAGGUUACAUAAUUGUAGGUAAAUUAGGUCUGCUGCAUUUUUAAAUGAAGAACCAGUGAUUGUACAUUGUUUACAGGUCUGCUUUUGAAAUUGCUGGUUUGAGGCAUCAGUUCUUGCUUACUACACAAUUUCUGCUAAUGCCUUGGUCAGUGGUAUGUAAUAUCUAUUCAGACCAAAGUUUACUUUUGGCCAACAUCUAAUGUUUGUUUUGGUUUUAUUUGAAGAUCAUAUCUUGUAUGUGUAUAUAUAUAUAUAUAUAUAUAUAUAUAUAUAUAUAUAUAUAAAACCUCUAAUUUAGCAGACUGAACUUGCAUGCCAUUCCGUUCUUAUUAAAUGAAGGGACAAAAAGUGAAGGCUAUAUAUUUAGAUUAAAUCUUUUUUCUCUGAAAAGCACAUUUUAUAUA
Messenger RNA from Danio aesculapii, 2188 nucleotides. RefSeq names its product multiple inositol-polyphosphate phosphatase 1a (gene minpp1a). The record is from RefSeq and is a predicted model, not a curated record. The transcript is spliced from 5 exons. Lineage: Eukaryota; Metazoa; Chordata; Actinopteri; Cypriniformes; Danionidae. Gene Ontology annotation, molecular function: acid phosphatase activity; inositol phosphate phosphatase activity. Bases 137 to 1513 code for a protein of 458 amino acids.